AAAGUUAUCUCACUUCAUAACACAACUAACUUCGAUUAGUCUAGAUUUCUACCAGACCAUUUUGAGUAAUUGUAAACUUGUGCACACAAUCUCUGCAUAACGAGAAUGCAAGCGAAGGAAACCAGUCAGCAAUACCAAUAUGCUGCCUAUCGCAGUGGACACGAAGCGAACAUUGCUAUCGGUUAUGGGGCUUAUGCCGAUUCUGAGGGGCAGCCGAAGAACUUUUCAUUUGACAACCAAACCAUCCGCCGUGGAUUUAUACGUAAGGUUUACUUGAUAUUGAUGGGACAGCUGGUCGUAACAUUCGGUGCUGUUGCCUUGUUCGUGUUCAGCGAGGACGCCAAGAACUUUGCGGCUCUCAAUCCGUGGCUCUUCUGGUUGGCUGUGGGUGUCAUGGUAGUUACCAUGAUAUUCAUGAUCUGCUGCGAGAAUGUGCGCCGAGAGACACCAACCAAUUUCAUAUUCCUGGGACUGUUCACAGUGGCCGAAUCGUUUCUGUUAGGCGUUUCGGCUAGUCGCUUUGCUGCCAAAGAGGUGCUCCUGGCCAUUGGCAUAACAGCUGCCAUAUGCUUGGCCCUAACGCUAUUUGCCUUGCAGACGAAAUACGAUUUUACCAUGAUGGGCGGCAUACUCAUUGCCUGUCUGAUGGGCUUCUUGAUCUUUGGCAUUGUGGCAAUCUUUAUGCAUGGAAAAAUUAUAACACUCAUCUAUUCUUCCCUGGGCGCUGUACUUUUCUCCAUCUAUCUGAUCUACGAUACACAGCUGAUGAUGGGUGGUAGUCACAAAUAUGCAAUAAGCCCCGAAGAAUACAUUUUCGCUUCACUAAAUCUCUACUUGGAUGUCAUUAACAUCUUUAUGGACGUACUCAACAUUCUGGGCAUCACACAGGAUUAAAUGUAUUGGAAAACUAGAGCAAGGGAGAUGGAGAGAAAUUAUGCUAAUGUUAUAUUUGUUUGCACAGGCAUUUAAUUGUGGCAUUUAAAUGAGCAAUUGCGCAAAUUACAUCAACCCACAAACACAAACACACAGACAAGCACAUAAAUCACAUACAUGCAAUCAAACAUGUCAAUUAAGUUAUUAGUUACGAGCAAUAAAAAUGUCAAAUCAUUUGCAAUAUUAACACAGGGCGACCACACGACUAA
Drosophila virilis is the source of this 1142-nucleotide messenger RNA. It is a transcript of the gene Recs1, whose product is annotated as Recs1. The record is from RefSeq and is a predicted model, not a curated record. NCBI's taxonomy places the organism in Eukaryota, Metazoa, Arthropoda, Insecta, Diptera, Drosophilidae.